AUGGUGGACUUGGAUAAAUGGAUAGAGAAGGUCAAGCGCUGCGAGUACCUAGCAGAGGACGAGCUGAAGGCGCUGUGCGAAUAUGUCAAGGAGAUCCUGGUUGAGGAGUCCAACGUGCAGCCAGUGCAGGCCCCUGUCACGGUGUGCGGCGACAUCCAUGGGCAAUUCCAUGACCUGCUGCGGCUAUUUGACACGGGCGGGCAGGUGCCAGACACAUCAUACAUCUUCAUGGGCGACUUUGUGGACCGAGGGUACAACAGCCUCGAGGUGUUCACGCUGCUGCUGCUGCUCAAGGCGCGGUGGCCGGCGAACAUGACGCUGCUGCGGGGCAACCACGAGAGCCGGCAGAUUACACAGCAGCAGCAGCAGCAGCAGCAGCAGCAGCAGCAGCAGCAGCAGCAGCAGCAGCAGGGCGCGUGGCGUCCUGGCCUGUUGCACACGAGGUCCAGAAGCCAAAGCAGCAGACUGCUUCACCGCCUCGAGCCUGAAUGCAGGAGCUCGCCCCUGCGGCCGUGCUGUCGCCGCCCUCAGGUGUAUGGCUUCUACGACGAGUGCCAACGGAAGUAUGGCAACGCAAACAGCUGGCGCUAUUGCACAGAAGUGUUUGACUACCUCACGGUCUCGGCUCUGAUUGACGGCAAGGUGCUGUGCGUCCACGGCGGCCUCUCGCCAGACAUCCGGACGCUGGACCAGGUGCGGGUGAUCGACCGCGUGUGUGAGAUCCCACACGAGGGGCCCUUCUGCGACCUCAUGUGGAGCGACCCUGAAGACAUAGAGACGUGGGCCGUCAGCCCACGCGGCGCGGGGUGGCUCUUUGGCCGCAAGGUCACGGGGGAGUUCAACCAGAUCAACGGUGGGCGCUAG
Messenger RNA from Monoraphidium neglectum, 864 nucleotides. RefSeq lists its product as hypothetical. Gene Ontology annotation, molecular function: protein serine/threonine phosphatase activity. Gene Ontology annotation, cellular component: cytoplasm. The transcript is spliced from 7 exons. The record is from RefSeq and is a predicted model, not a curated record. NCBI's taxonomy places the organism in Eukaryota, Viridiplantae, Chlorophyta, Chlorophyceae, Sphaeropleales, Selenastraceae. Gene Ontology annotation, biological process: peptidyl-serine dephosphorylation. The coding region runs from base 1 to 864 and encodes 287 amino acids.